Naumovozyma castellii is the source of this 591-nucleotide messenger RNA. RefSeq lists its product as uncharacterized. The record is from RefSeq and is a predicted model, not a curated record. Bases 1 to 591 code for a protein of 196 amino acids. NCBI's taxonomy places the organism in Eukaryota, Fungi, Ascomycota, Saccharomycetes, Saccharomycetales, Saccharomycetaceae. The transcript has a single exon.
AUGGAGUCGUUGGUUCUUCUACAAACCAUAAGAAGAACAUUGCAGAGACCCAAUAGUAUAAGACCGGCCGACAAUAAACCAACGAUAAUUUUAACUAGUAUUGAAAAAUCCCAUUUGGACAAAACCACUAGGGGUAAAGAACAAAGUAAUAGGGCAAUAAGGUUAAUAAUUAUUACACGCGCAACAUACCAGCGACGGUCUUUUCUUCUUCUUUUCUGUCGUGCUUUUUGUUUUGCAGACCUCAAUGCCUCAGGAUCAUCGUCCCAGCUCCUUAAGCUAUCGUCCUCGCUGAACUUUUGUGGUACGGGUUCUACCCUAGACUCGCGUGGUGUUGGCCCUUCUGAUGUCAAGCUUGCCUCAUCCGGAGUUGGCCCUUCUGGUGUCGAGGCUUCUUGUUGCACUGGUAAUUCAUUUGUGUGUUUUGAUGUUUGUGCCAAUAGUGUUGUUUUAGCCGCCGAGGUCUGGACCUCGUCAGCUGAAACAAUGGGUGUUAAGUCCCCCAUGAAAACCUCAACUCCCACUGUUCCUGAUCUCUUUCUUACAGUUUUUGAAGUCAUUUGUCACAGCUCUGUAAUUGAAUUGUUAGAGUGA